Molecule: messenger RNA, 501 nt
Organism: Helianthus annuus (common sunflower)
Lineage: Eukaryota; Viridiplantae; Streptophyta; Magnoliopsida; Asterales; Asteraceae
Exons: 2
Coding region: 1-501 (166 amino acids)
Source: RefSeq, a predicted model, not a curated record
AUGGAUGCCGUCACUGCAUACUUGUACGGGACACUAGAAAAUGACAUCUACAUGAAAAUCCUUAAAGGAUUAAAAAUGCCUGAAACAUUAAAAUCAAUACCUCGAGACAUGUGUGCUAUAAAGCUAAAAAGAUCUUUAUAUGGUCUUAAACAAUCUGGCCCAAUCUACGUGGAUGAUAUAAACAUCAUUAGAGCUCCUGAAGAGAUAGAAAAAGCUGCUAAUAUAUUAAAGAGAGAAUUCGAGACGAAAGACCUUGGCACAACAAAAUUAUGUCUCGGCCUGCAGUUCGAGCAUUUGCGCAACGGUACAUUCAUACAUCAGUCGGACAAAGCUCAUCCGUUUAGCAUACCCAUGGUUGUCCGACCGCUAGAUCCUCAAAAGGACCCUUACCGCCCUCAAGAAGAAGGCGAAGAAGUACUUGGUCCAGAACUAUCGUACUUAAGUGCGAUCGGUGCUCUUAUGUAUCUUGCAAAUAACACGAGACCUGAUAUUGCAUUCUAG